CAAAGAAAAACUAACGCCAAACUGUCAUACCUAAACAAAACCGUCAGCGUUGUCUGGCUGGCUCAUGCCCAAACAUUUUGUAUGAAGCAUCCCGCAACAACGCGGCAUCAACGCUGAGAGGUUGGAAAAUCCGAUUUUGACAGGGCGUUAGGAAGUGAAGGUAGCUGCAGGAAACGGCGAAACUGUAAUUCUCAUAUUUUACACAAACAAACCUAUGCUUGCUGUUGGUGUUAUUUCUGCAUUCGACGAAGCGUUGACGCUUUUGUUUAGGUUUGGCACUUCCGAAAGCGGCAAGAAAACUAAAUUUGGAUUAUUAAAUAAAAAGUACGUUCAUUUAGUUCCAAUGGUUGUCGAGCAGACCGGUAGAGGUGAACGCGCUUAUGAUAUAUUUUCGCGAUUGUUAAAGGAGCGUAUUGUAUGUGUUAUGGGACCAAUACAUGACGAUUUAAGCUCACUUGUUGUAGCCCAACUUCUUUUUCUUCAAUCCGAAAAUUUUAAUAAGCCAAUACACAUGUACAUAAAUUCUCCGGGUGGAGCUGUAACGGCCGGAUUAGCUAUAUAUGACACCAUGCAGUACGUCAAACCACCCAUAUCAACUUGGUGUGUUGGUCAAGCAUGUUCUAUGGGAUCAUUACUUUUGACAGCCGGAACAUCAGGAAUGAGGUAUUCUCUUCCUAAUGCCCGCAUAAUGAUCCACCAACCGUCUGGUGGAGCUCAGGGCCAAGCAACGGACAUCCAAAUUCAGGCGGAAGAGAUUAUAAAGCUGAAAAAGCAAUUGAUAAAUAUUUAUGUAAAGCAUACGAGGCAACCUUACGAUAGUCUUCAGCAGUGUAUGGAACGAGACAACUUUAUGUCACCCGAAGAGGCUAAAAAAAAGGGCUUAAUUGAUCAUGUUCUUAAGCAUCCGCCUCAAACUGACACAGAGGAGGCCAUCAUAUAAAUUAAAGAAUAAAUCUUCAGAAACAUAAGUUAAUAAAAAUUUUAACAUUUA
Molecule: messenger RNA, 991 nt
Organism: Rhagoletis zephyria (snowberry fruit fly)
Lineage: Eukaryota; Metazoa; Arthropoda; Insecta; Diptera; Tephritidae
Product: Caseinolytic protease proteolytic subunit
Biological process (GO): protein quality control for misfolded or incompletely synthesized proteins
Cellular component (GO): endopeptidase Clp complex
Molecular function (GO): ATP-dependent peptidase activity; ATPase binding; serine-type endopeptidase activity
Source: RefSeq, a predicted model, not a curated record